CGUAUUAGGGUUUACGACUCACGCUAACUAAAAUCAGUCUCGUAUUUGGACUUGCUCUGCAUCCGAUUCCUUGCGUCCACCUCCUGCGAACCCCACCAGGAUCGACUGCCUUCUUCCGGCGACUUCUCUACCUUCGACUAGGUUCUUCUCCGGCGACUUCAGUAUGAGAGAAGUUGACAGGCAAUUCCUUGCUGCUCCUGUAAAGUCUGCUGUUGAUAAGUUUCAGCUACUUCCCGAGUUUCUCAAGGUGAGGGGAUUAGUGAAGGAACAUUUGGACUCCUUUAAUUAUUUUGUCAAUACUGAAAUAAAGAAGAUUGUUCGUGCUAAUGACCUUGUGAAAAGUAGAUUGGAUGAUAAGGUCUAUCUCAGAUAUAGAGAUGUUUGGAUUGGAACACCUUCUGUGGUUGUUGAUGGUGUUACCGAUGAAAUGAGUCCUCAAAAGUGUCGGCUAGGUGACAUGACGUAUUCGGCUCCAAUAUAUGUGAACAUUGAGUAUUGCAAUGGCAAUCAUGGUCAAAAUACCCAUCCACUGUUUAAAAGAGAAGUUAUUAUAGGUAGAAUGCCUAUCAUGUUAAAGAGUAGUAAAUGUGUCCUUUAUGGGAAAGAUGAAGAUGAACUUGCAAAAGUAGGUGAAUGCCCACUUGACCCGGGCGGAUAUUUUGUUGUGAAAGGAAAUGAAAAGGUUAUUUUAAUUCAAGAACAACUUUCAAAGAACAGGAUAAUCAUAGACACAGAUAAGAAGGGUUGCAUCCAGGCAUCUAUUAUGAGCAGCACAGCAAUGACAAAGAGUAAAACAGUUAUAGUAAUGGAGAAAGAGAAAAUAUAUUUGAGUUUGAAUUCUUUUACUUCCAAGGUUCCCAUCAUGGUGGUUAUGAAAGCUAUGGGUAUGGAAAGUGAUCAGGAAGUUGUGCAAAUGCUUGGUAGAGAUCCUCAAUAUGCUGCUCUGCUUUUGCCAUCUAUUGAGGAUUGUGCAAAUCAUGGUAUUUAUACACAAGAACAAGCUUUGGAAUUUCUUGAAAAAAAGCAUAAGAAGAACAAGUUUGGUAAGGAUGAGGGAGCUUUGGGUGUUCUUCGGAAUAUCUUUAUUGCCAUAGUUCGGGUGCGAGAUAAUAAUUUUCAUCCAAAAUGCGUAUAUGUUGUGGUGAUGUUGAGACGCAUGAUGGAUGCACUUUUAAACAAGGAUUCCAUGGAUGACAAAGAUUAUAUAGGCAAUAAGCGACUUGAGCUUUCGGGGCAAUUAAUAUCAAUAUUAUUUGAGGACCUGUUCAAGACACUGAAUACCAAUUUAGCUAAGCUUGUAGAUUCAAUCCUAAACAAGAGCAGUCGUUCUAGCAGGUUUGAUAUAUCUCAGCAUCUAAUGAAAGAUGAUAUUACUAAUGGCUUGGAGCGCAGCCUCUCUACUGGAAAUUGGAACGUUCAGCGAUUUAAGAUGGACAGAAAAGGCAUAACACAGAUUGUUUCAAGGCUGUCCUUCAUUGCAGCAUAUGGAUACAUGACAAAAAUUUCACCACAGUUUGAAAAGUCAAGGAAAGUCAGUGGACCUAGGGCCUUACAACCUAGCCAGUGGGGAAUGCUUUGCCCAUGUGACACUCCUGAAGGUGAACAAUGUGGAUUGGUGAAAAAUUUGGCUUUGAUGACCCAUGUUACAACUGAUGAAGAGGAAGGCCCUAUUAUUACCUUGUGUUCCUGCUUGGGAGUUGAAGACUUGUCUCAACUUUCUGGAGAAGAACUUCAUUCACCAAGUUCAUAUCUCAUCAUAUUAAAUGGUCUUAUCCUUGGAAAGCAUAGGAAGCCACAGUUCUUUGCUAAUGCAAUGAGGAAACUGAGAAGGGCGGGUAAAAUAGCUGAUUUUGUAAGCGUUUAUGUCAAUGAGAAACAACGUUGUGUUUAUAUCGCUUCAGAUGGUGGGCGUGUUUGUCGGCCACUUGUUAUUGCUGACAAAGGUGUUUCAAGAAUUAAGCAUCAUCACAUGAAAGAGUUGAAGGAUGGAGUUCGCAAUUUCGAUAGCUUUCUACAGGAAGGAUUGAUAGAGUAUCUUGAUGUCAAUGAAGAGAACAAUGCUUUGAUUGCUUUAUAUGAAGGAGAAGCUACGAGUGAGACAACACAUAUUGAAAUAGAACCUUUCACAAUCUUAGGUGUUUGUGCUGGGCUCAUUCCUUUUCCUCAUCAUAACCAGUCCCCAAGAAAUACCUAUCAGUGUGCCAUGGGAAAGCAAGCAAUGGGUAAUAUUGCAUAUAACCAGCUAUGUCGGAUGGAUACUUUGAUCUACCUAUUGGCUUAUCCUCAACGACCACUAUUGACAACUCGAACAAUUGAGCUGGUUGGGUAUGAUAAGCUUGGAGCUGGACAAAAUGCAACUGUUGCAGUUAUGAGUUAUAGUGGUUAUGACAUUGAAGAUGCCAUUGUUAUGAAUAAAUCAUCCUUGGAUCGUGGUUUUGGUCGUUGUAUUGUAAUGAAAAGGUACUUAUAACAUGAUCCAUAUUAUCUAUUAUCUAUUAUCUGUUUGACUGUUGUCUGUUGUUAAAUUUGCUUUCUCUUAUGCAUUUGCCUAAACAGGCACACAGCUGCCUUUCAGAAAUAUCAGAAUUCAUGUGAUAAGUUUUCUCCACCCAGUCGGGCCCCACAUGAUCGAGAAAAGAAUCAGAUUUUGGAUAAUGAUGGGCUUGCUUCUCCUGGUGAAAUAAUAAGACAUCAAGACAUUUUUUUCACGAAAUUAUGCCCUGAAAAUGCAAAUGUUUCAAUCAGUUCACAUCCUUCAAAUACUAAAUAUAGACCAAAUAGACAAACCUACAAAGGUGCAGAAGGGGAAGCUGCUGUUGUGGAUAGAGUGGCUUUAUGCUCUGAUAAGCGUAACAAUUUAUGUGUUAAGUUCAUGAUUCGCCAUACUCGUAGGCCCGAGGUUGGUGACAAAUUUAGUAGUAGGCAUGGGCAGAAAGGUGUUUGUGGGACCAUUAUCCAACAAGAAGAUUUUCCUUUCUCUGAACGAGGCAUAUGCCCAGAUUUGAUUAUGAACCCUCAUGGCUUUCCAAGUCGAAUGACUGUUGGAAAGAUGAUUGAGCUUCUUGGAAGUAAGGCUGGAGUUUCUUGUGGAAAGUUUCAUUAUGGAAGUGCAUUUGGUGAACCAAGUGGUCAUGCACACAAAGUUGAAGAUAUAAGUGAAACCCUUGUGAAGCAUGGAUUUUGUUACAAUGGGAAGGACUUUCUGUAUUCAGGAAUCACUGGUAUGCCACUACAAGCAUAUAUUUUCAUGGGACCAAUAUACUACCAGAAGCUAAAGCACAUGGUCAUGGAUAAGAUGCAUGCUCGAGGCAUGGGCCCACGUCAACUCAUAACUAGACAGCCCACAGAAGGGAGAAGCAAAAAUGGAGGUCUGCGAGUGGGAGAAAUGGAAAGAGAUUGUUUGAUUGCUUAUGGAGCUAGUAAUCUGAUAUAUGAACGUUUAAUGAUUUCUAGUGAUCCCUUUGAGGUUCAGGUUUGUAGAAAGUGUGGAUUACUAGGGUACGAAAAUCAUAAGACAAAAGCUAAAGUUUGUUCCACAUGCAAAAAUGGAGAUAAUAUCUCAUCCAUGAAAUUACCAUAUGCUUGCAAGCUUUUAUUCCAGGAAAUCCAGUCGAUGAAUAUAGUUCCAAAAUUGACAUUGAGCGAUUCAUGAUGAUAUAUCAAUAAUUAAGUCAUAUGAUUAAUUGAAAGUAAAACUGUUUUAUUUUUUUAUGUUUUAUAGUUUACCAUAGCUUAAGGUUUACAUUAGUGCUAUUCAAAGAAAGGGUAUUAGGGGAUAUUUGACAAGUGUAUAAUGGCUUUUACGAAAUUUCAUUUGUUUUUUUUUUCUUGGUGGCCAAUGGAUGUUUUCAGUUAA
Messenger RNA from Lactuca sativa (garden lettuce), 3856 nucleotides. NCBI's taxonomy places the organism in Eukaryota, Viridiplantae, Streptophyta, Magnoliopsida, Asterales, Asteraceae. The record is from RefSeq and is a predicted model, not a curated record.